GUAAGCGAAUGGCUAGCAGUAUGUUACCGUUAUUAACUUUGUAACGGAAAAGGCCAUGUCAGCAGCCACAUCACCUUCCACGUCAGAUUAAUUUUUAUUUAUAAUUUUCAAACAUUAAAAACAAAACAAAAAAUGGAGGUCAAAGCCUCUUCUUCCCCAGCCACAUCCCGACCUUCUUCCCUCCUCCUCCGCCUCGCCGCAGCUUCUUCACUCCGAUCGAGUCUCCCCUACCUCAAUCCCUCCCCAAUCGUUCCCUACCUCAUCCGCCAUUGCCAGCCCUUCGUCGUCGCCUUCUCGCAGUCGAAUCCCUCCUCCUCAAUCCCGCUUCUUCCUCCCGAUCAAAUCCCUCCCGCCUCAAUUCGUCCCCAGUCGUUCCCUACCGCAUCCGCCGCUGCCAACCAUUCGUCGUCGCCUUCAAUUCUUUCUCGCAACCGCAUCCUCGUUCCAUUCCUCACUAGGUCAUCUUCAAUUACAAUUGUCGUCGCCGUCAUCCCCUACUUCUCCUCCUUCGAGCAUACGUUGCCUCCAUCCACUGUUGGUCUUCUCGACGCAUGCUCAUCUUCCCAUAUCGAAGUCUUCAUCUCUACAGAGGAAAGCUUGUAUUCUUCUAGCAACAGGGGUUCUCCAUACUACACGCCAAACCGGAUGGAAGUUAUUACUUGGAUUUAGCUCAGUAUCGUAAAGUUUAGUCAGCGUUACUAACAGAAUUGUUAACGGAGAGUUAAACGUUUGGCUAAUAAUUUGUAUUUUGAUAAUUGUGGAUAUGAUUUCCCGAUUUGUAAUAAUUGUGGCUAAUAUAUUGUAUUUACCCUU
Linum trigynum is the source of this 813-nucleotide messenger RNA. NCBI's taxonomy places the organism in Eukaryota, Viridiplantae, Streptophyta, Magnoliopsida, Malpighiales, Linaceae. The record is from the annotation of a GenBank genome assembly.